UUCUGUUGACUAUUUAAUGCCGCCCACAAAAAUUCGAAGCCGAAACGAACUCGGGCUCAGCGGAGAGCGGACUCCGAGUCCGAUCCGCCGCGUACGCGCGCGCCUGCGGCUCCAUCCAUAUAAGGCCACAGAACACGCGCGCAUAGGCGUAGCAGCUCCCGUAGCUCCAGCUCUGUUCGCGCCAAAAACGCCGAGCAUCAAAGGCAGCUCCACCGCCACCGGUGAGCGUCUCGGUCGAUCGGCGCGCGCGUCGAGCAAGUCCAUGGCGGGGGCGCCCGGCGGCAACAACGACGGUCUCGUCCCUCGGAUCAUGUCGAGGGCCGAGUUGGUGAGGCUCUGGGAGGACCUGUUCGACAGGGACUCGGAGGCCGCCGACGAGCUAUUCUUCGCCGCGCUGCUGCGGGACGCCCGGGCCGAGUACGCCCGCGGCGCAGCCCGGAAGGGGCACGGGCAGGAGGAGGAGGGCAAGGACGACGACGACGAGGAGGAGCAACGGCGCGCGCGCGUCUUCCAGCCGUGGGAGCCGCCAGCGCCCGGCUCGGCGAUGCCGCCACCACCACCACCAGCGGCGGCGGCACCCCCGGUUAAGCGAGCCGUGGUGCUGGCCCUGCGCGCGCCGCCGCACCUGCUGGCUCGCAAGCACGAGAGGACGCCGUCGGAACCCAAGAAACCCCGUGCCGCCUAGAAGAUCUCCGUGUAGCGGCCGUGGACGCCGACCCGGCCGGCUUGCUCAUCCGUCGGACGAUCGAUCUUUCUCUACGAAUGUGAUCGGCCUAACUGCGGACUGUGUAAACAAAAAACUGC
Panicum hallii is the source of this 804-nucleotide messenger RNA. RefSeq lists its product as uncharacterized. The transcript is spliced from 2 exons. The record is from RefSeq and is a predicted model, not a curated record. The coding region runs from base 17 to 685 and encodes 222 amino acids. Lineage: Eukaryota; Viridiplantae; Streptophyta; Magnoliopsida; Poales; Poaceae.